AUGACAAAAUGUGAACGACCUUAUGGGAAAAACGAUUUAAAACAGAUGAUCGAAAGUUGCGGUUGCUGUCCACCAAUGGAUCCACAAUGCCCACCUUGUUCUAUAUCGUACCCGCCUCAACCUGUUUGCUGCUAUACGUGUCCUACUCCACCAUGCAAAUUGGAAUCAAAACCUAAUUGUUGUCCACCUAUGCCAGUCACCUGCAUGCCAUGUCCGCCUCGACCUUCACUCUUACCUUGCGUCCCACGCCCUUUCGUUUGUCCACCCUGCACAGGUCACCCGUGUAUUACCUGUGCACCUAUACCUAAACCAGUCCCAGCUCCUUAUGAAGCCGGUCCUGUUUUCAGGGCACCUGUUAUUACUGGUGGAUUAUUUUACGUUGGAACAAUCAGGUGUUAUCCGUGUUUAUCAUAUGCUUGUUGA
Molecule: messenger RNA, 423 nt
Organism: Bombus impatiens (common eastern bumble bee)
Lineage: Eukaryota; Metazoa; Arthropoda; Insecta; Hymenoptera; Apidae
Product: sperm mitochondrial-associated cysteine-rich protein-like
Exons: 2
Coding region: 1-423 (140 amino acids)
Source: RefSeq, a predicted model, not a curated record